GCCACAUGGCGCGACGUGAUAUUCGGUCGCGAUUCUCGCGCGUCAAGUACUCAGAGGCGAAUAUUUGGAAGAAAACAGCUGUUCGGGGGAUGAGACAUGUUUAUCUCGGCGACUGCACGAUCGGAAUGUACUGUCGUCGUUUUGUCGCUUGCCGACCACUCGCGAGAUAACGGGUGGCGGUAAUGUGAUCCCGCAGGAUACGGCACGCCGAUUGAGUCACACAGAGUCAAUGAGAUAGGAAAAACGGUUCGCUGAUGCUGUGAGCGCGAGUGGAUACGGGUUAUACACGUAUUUUGAUGGUUUGCAGCCGAACAAAGUCAUGGCUCAAUGUAAGUUAACCCCGCGGGAGUUUAUCGGCAACACCUUUUCCCCGCAGAUCGCCGUAGUCUGCUCGGCUGCAGCCGACGUCGCAUGUCAAAAGAAUAAUCUGUCAUUCGUCGAACUGCUACAACCUUUUUGCAAACUGAAUACCGAAGGUCAUUUCAAAGAUCCUCAAGGGAACACUAUAGCGAUCAGGAAUCUUCGGCUUUCCAUACAAGAUAUUAAUGCACGACCACCGGAGCCGAGUCUUGCCAAAAAAUUGCUGAAUGAGGCAGUCAGUUCUGCCUUGUGUGAACGUACGACUAGCGUUCGUAUCGGCACGACUGAACUCGAUAUUCCUAUAUCUGUCCCUUGGUUUGAGGCAUGGAGAGAGACAUUCCUAAGCGUCCAGUUCCCAUCGGAUCAUGAGUUCACAAAACACUUGCUUGCAUGCAUGAUAGUUGUUUCUACAGCGGAGGAUAGUCCAUUAGAGAAGAUUCAGGCUAUGGGUGCACAGUUGCAUCAAAGUAUACCAGGCAAAUUGCCCAAGUGGUUCAACAACAACGCUCUUAGGUAUUACAUUUUGGUCCACGAUGCUAUUCAGGAUGAUAGAAACAAAGCUGAAAUAGUUUUUACAGAGAUGAAGACUAUUUAUGGUGCUAACAACUGUUUUCUAUUACAAAUGAACUCGAGGCCGCCAGGUCUCUCAGAUGAUAAUUCACACUUGCCUGAUCCCUGGAGUCAGUUUCUGACCAAGCACUUGGAAUUGUCCGGCAGCAGCGAGCAAAACAGUUCCCCUCGUACACCUGCGGAUACAGGUGGAGUGUCUGCCAUGCCGAGCGAGCUGACUACAGAAUCCGACAAAAUAAGCCAAGCCGGGACGCCACAAAACUGCGCGUUGCCAUCUCCGGAUUUGGCCGACACAAUCAGUCUCUCUUCCGAGAUAUCCGAAUCAACGAAUGUGCACCUCGAAGUCGGGCAGGAAGCUGUCCCGGUCACAAUUCAUCCGCUGAGCCCAGACAAUGAGAAAACACAGAAUUUCAUCGCUGCAACCAAUGUCAAAGGUCAAUCUGUUGUUGCAAACUCACCGAUAAACACAAAUGUUUGGGCGGACUCUCCGAAUUAUGUUGUUGCUCAACACGGUGCUCGUCUCUCCACUCAAGAUCUAGAAAGAUUACGGGCGUUGAUAACAGAAUUCUGUUUGCGAAGCCUGUUGCCUUACGUAGAGAAGCAGAUUGGCCUAUUGAACGACGUGAUCUCGAAUAAAAAGGGGGUCAGUAGAUCGCUAUUUAGUGCUACGAGAAGGUGGUUCGGUACAAAUAAGCCUGGUGCACCAGGUUCUUCGCCAUCAAACGCUGUAAUUUACACGGCGGAGUCACCGGAAUUACAGUUACGACGUUUGGGCGAUCUAUGCUUUAUGUUCGGUCACUAUUCGCUCGCCUAUCAGGCAUAUCACAGCGCGAAGCGUGACUUCGCAGCGGAUCAAGCCUGGGUAUAUUAUGCGGGCGCUCUAGAGAUGGCUGCUCUGAGCGCUUUCAUGCAAGGCGAGACGAAUAGGAAGACUAUCGAAUAUAUGGAUGACGCGAUAUUAACUUACGCGAAUAGUUGCAAGAUGCCUCAAUUUGCAACGAGAGCCACGCUGCUUAGCGCCGAAUGCCUUAAGGGUCGAGGACUAUACGGAGAAGCUGCGAAGCAGUUGAUACGAAUGACCAGCGAGGAUUCGGAUCUGCGCUCGGCCUUGUUGCUUGAGCAAGCCGCCUACUGCUUUAUCAACCCGAAGAUGAUGCGUAAAUACGCCUUCCACGCGGUCCUAGCUGGACAUAGAUUCUCUAAAGCUGGUCAGAGGAAACACUCGCUGAGAUGCUAUCAGCAAGCGUAUCAAGUCUACCAUCGAAGAGGUUGGUCCCUGGCUGAGGAUCACAUUCAUUUCACGAUCGGCAGGCAGGCCGCAUCCCUAAAACAAGUUUCCGACGCAGUGAAAGCAUUCGAGAAGUUACUUAAUGCCUCUAGCAAGCAAUCCGCUCCGCAACAGGCCGCGUUCCUGCGCGAAUUUUUACAUACUCACAAUUUAUUGUUACAGGAGAACGGCGUGACUUGUAAAGGACUUCCUAUUUUACCUUUACCAUUAUUAGAUAGCAACAGUAUUAAAGUGCUGUACGGUCCAUUAGGCGAACAAACCAAAAGCAAUAUUCCAGCGAGUCACGUUACGUUCGGCGUCGAGGAGACGGACGAAGCGAAAUGGUCGAAAAUGGAGGAAUUACUGAUCACCGAGGCUCAAGGUUCGCCCCCUAUGAUAUUUAAGCCGACGAUCGCACUAUAUUCCAGAACGAGUAACAACACCGUGAAACCAAAUGCGGUUUUGAGCGAACCGUUACAUUAUUCCAUCGAAUUGCACAAUCCGUUACACGUACCGCUACCGUUGUCAGACGUGACAUUACUGUGGUCGUUCGUCUGCAACAACGAUAUCAUUACAAACGAGACGGAGACGAGCAACAGUCCGGUCGAUUCGGACGUCAUCAACACGAUUUUAUUACAACCAACGUGCAAGCAGAAUAUUGUGCUGUCCCUCACACCCAGGCGAGUGGGAGAAUUGAAGAUUUUAGGUUUGAGUUACAAAUUGUCCAAUCCGGUGCAAGCGACGAAUGACCCGCCGGUCGCAAACUCUGCUAUCACUAUUGCCGGUAAGAGAUUGUUCGAGAUCAUACCAGCGAAAUUGAAGAAUGUCAAGGAGAAGCCCGGCAUGAAUAUGUACGGGAAGGACUAUCGACUUGAGAUGAAUGUGAUCGAGAAGGCGCCGUUUAUGCAGAUCCUCUUCACGAAGUUAUCACCAGAGAUGCUGUGCGGCGAGAUACAGAGAGUGGAAGUGACGUUAAAGAACGUGGGUAAUGCUCCGUUGACGAACAUUUACAUCGCAUGCACCGACGCCAAACUUUUCACGUUAGAAAAUUCGGAUGUCGAUAAAAACGAAGAUUCAACGAUCAAGAAGAACAGUAGAUCGGUCACAAAGAUAGUAUUACCAGUCUCCGAGAACGGUGUAUUGAAUAUCGGUAAAACUCACGAACUGCCGCUUUGGGUGCAAGCACCUCACGAAAAGGGCACCCACAGAUUAGAUCUGCUCUUUUACUACGAAAGCGUCGAGGCAAAGGCCGCGUUGAAGCAUCGUUUAUGCCGGCAUACCUGGCAGCUGACAGUACUCGAUUCAAUACAGAUCAGCGCUGUUGCCUCCAGAAGCGGGCUGUUCAAGGACGACUCGCCGACGUUGAAUUUGAUAAUGUCCAUCAAGAACACAAAUCAGGUUCACGAUCCAUCUAUAAACGAGAUUAUGCUGUCCAAAAUGUCGCUGCAGAGCACUUUGUGGUUCGCCUUUCGUUCCUCCGUUCUACCGUCGAGUAUAAGAGUGCAGCCUCAGGAAGUAUUUCACUUGACUUUGAAGCUGAAGAAGAAGACCGACGAUGAGUCGGUCAUCUCCGAGGUGUCUUUAACCGCCGACGACAGCGAUGCGACGUCGAUCGACGAUUAUCCAUUCGUCAACUUUGUACAGAGACGUCACAUUCAGCCGUUAGACAUGAACGAGAGCGCAAGCGAUGUACAGCAGUUCCAGUCACAACAAAACGUCGAGCACAAUCCUGUAUCGGACACCAUGGCGUUGAAUUCGACGUUGAUCGUCAGAUGGUGCGCCAACGUGACGGAAAGUGGCGUAGUUACCCGGAAGGCCUUCGGACAACAUCAUCUUGAAUUGGAGUAUCUAAACAAGACUUACAAACACCCCAAAGAACCACGUAUUACGCGUAACGAGUACGGCGCUCGCUUGAGGAUCUUCGGGCCGGAGCGAAACGUACCGAACGUAGUAAUCGUGCCUCUCAAGGAUCCCACGUGGGAAGCAGAAUGCUUGAAAAGUUUAAUCACUUUCUCUCUGAGUCAUGCGAGGCAACUCGUGCACAAUUUCCAACAGAAUCGAUUGUGCAUCAUCCCUGUAGCAGUAUAUUUGCAAAACCACUCGGAGAUGUCAGUGGAUGUUAAAAUAAGUACGAUAGGUACUAGUAGUGAAACUCAUCUUCCAAAUAUCAAGUCUCAGUUGUAUUCGCCACAAGCUUCGCCGUAUUAUAGGUACGCUGGCCACUCGUCAAUUCACUCCAACGUUCAAGCGCGCGCAAGUAAUAACGUAAAGUUACACGCUGUGCUGCCAGCCGCGGGAACGUAUGACUUAGCAGCGCGAAUCGAAGUCUCUGUGAGAGUUGUAAAUAGCAUGGAGUACGUUGCCCAGAAAGGCAAGAUGGAGAGCAUAUGCAUAGUCAACGGCGACAGUACAUAAAUUAUAUUAUCGCGAUAUAUUGUCGAAAUUAGAAGUCACUAGCGGAUAUAUAUGGAGGUACUAUUUUUAGCGUGAUUCAGAAUCAUUCCUCGUCAGUGUACGUGUACAUACCGUCGUACGUUUGGAAAUUGUUACAUUAUAUUACAACAGAUAUUUUAAUAAUGCGCCUCGACGUAUUUUUUACCUACCGGCGUGCUGCCGUCACGUUUUCUCAGUGUCGAUUAUUUUUACACAACCAUACAAUGAUUUCGUAAUACCAUGUACGUCCACAUAUAGUCUUUCACAUAUACCGGGGUUCCCUAUCGCGGUGUCGUAUUCUUUAUUCUGUCCGUUUUAUCUGAACGUAGUUACCUAAGCCGUUUUGUAACCUGUUAGUCUUGAGCUACCUCAUGGUGAUCUACGAAGUGAUCGAGCAGCAUGACAGGAAUUAAAAUAGCUUCUUACCGCCACAUUGUUAAUACAGUCAAUGUUCGUCAUUUUACGGGGGAUAACUGCAUAUCUCUAACUGCCAAACAAUCGACACAUGUUACCUUCUAUCAGCACAUAUCGUUCACGAAACAUCAUCAUCAUUAUCAUUGUCAUUACCAAUUGCCUCUCAUUCUUGUGCUUGUUUUUGUUGACGGAGAAAAUUACUUUAUAUGUGUGCACCGUGUAAUCUCAAACUUGUGCGGAACAAACACGGUAAACAAUUGUUCUUGACGCUAGAAAGGGCGAAAAUACAAGCUUUCUUUUUUUUUUUUCUGUGUAAACUCGAUAUCUAUGUAUAUAUUUGACGGUUGACUUGAACGAUCGUUUACGUGACAAAUUAGAAUAGAACAUUAUAAGGAUUAGGCCACUGCGAAUACGGCUUUUCACGAACGAUGGACACAUGUAAAAUAGAUUAGCCAAGAUUUUCAAAAAUCGGAGAGAGAUGUCUUCGGUGGGAGUCAAAAGAACAAAUAUAUAUAAAGACAGAUUUGAAGUCUUUUAGAUAAAUAG
Molecule: messenger RNA, 5590 nt
Organism: Odontomachus brunneus
Lineage: Eukaryota; Metazoa; Arthropoda; Insecta; Hymenoptera; Formicidae
Gene: l(3)76BDm
Product: trafficking protein particle complex subunit 8
Exons: 10
Coding region: 320-4612 (1430 amino acids)
Biological process (GO): protein localization to phagophore assembly site; endoplasmic reticulum to Golgi vesicle-mediated transport
Cellular component (GO): TRAPPIII protein complex; cytoplasmic vesicle; phagophore assembly site
Molecular function (GO): protein binding
Source: RefSeq, a predicted model, not a curated record